AGAACUGGGAAAACACCAAUGCCAUUUGAAUGGUUCUCAUUUCUCGUCCAUCUUUUGCGGAAUGCGAAGCUCCGCACCAAAGUCAACCGAAACACAAGAAAAAUCCACUCGACGCCUUGUCGACAUGCUGUCACACAAAUAAAUCAAAUGGAACUAUCAUCUUUAGGUUGCCUCCCGUAGUUAACUUGGUGAUCCCAUCUUCAUCUUCAACAGAAUAAUGCCAAAGCGUCCAACAUCUCCCAGCGCUACUACAUGUACUACUGGUGGCAGCACUGUGCUGCACAAGACUCCCAUCUUUUGGGUACUGUUGGGGCUGUUGUCGAUAAUCUUGUUGUUGACGUUGCCGUUCAUGUACUCUCAACUGGAGACGAUUCAACGAGACGAUGAUCCUAUGCAGUUGUUGGGAAGCAGUGUUGGAGAUGGAUGGCUCCAGGAUGAAGCCGUGAGGCGAUUCCAGCAUCACCGAAACAAGAGAAAGAGGAAACAUGAAAAGCUCCAGGAUGCGAUUCCCAUUGGAAUGGCCAUGGGUGGUGGCGAUGGCGGUGACAAUCCUAAAUUUGUGGAAGCCAUUCACAAGUUUGCUGAGUGGAAACAUCACGAGGCCAAACGUCGUAAGAAACGUGGUAUUCCAUCCUGUCGAGAAGAGUUUGAGGAGAGACAAGGUUACGGAAGUGAGAAUGUGCGAGAUUUGAAGGAGCAUGUUCGACAAACUCUGCGUGUUCCAGAUCGUCCAUCUCCUCCCGAUGUCCCCUACAAUAUCUACAACUGUCCAGACAUUCCUCCACGAAAUUAUCCAUACACUUGGAAUACCCUCAAGGUUUUGGGACAUUGGAAUCCCGAUGACACCGAAAUUCCACCAACGAUUCAUCAAUCCCUGUGUGUCUUUGACUGGGAAACGGACCAAGACAAGGCACUCGCAUAUCGAGAUAUGCAGGUCCCCUUUGUCUUGCAAAAUGUACCCGAAGUCAUGAAGGCAUCCAUGCGAUGGACGUCCAAAGGAUACCUGGACAAAUUGCUGGGAGAUGAACCCAUUCGAAACGAACACUCUCUCAACAAUCAUUUCAUGUACUGGAAAACACGACAUCCCCUACCCAACUUUGAACCACCCACUGAAUUUGUCAAGUUAACCUAUCCAGAAUGGUACCAACGGGCACGGCACCUUGAUGAAAAGUAUGGCACAACCGAAACAAAGCUGGAUCAAGUCAACAAGGAACACUGGUACUUUCGGCUCAAUGCCAUGCUCCAAGAGCAUGGAAUGGUCUAUGAAGAGCUACCCUUUUUUGAUCCCUCACUGGGAGAAACCAUGACCAUGGUCGAUCCUACCCAACAUCGGGGUAUCAAUUGUCGAUUUGGAAUGAAGGGGGUCAUUGCCGAAACCCAUUUUGAUUCCUCCACCAAUUUCAUUGCCCUCAUGGGAGGCCAGCGGCGAUACAUUCUUGCCCAUCCGGAUCAAUGUAUCAACAUGGAACUGUACCCUCAACACCACCCCAGUGGAAGGCACUCCUCUGUCAACUGGUCCACCGCAGCCGAGGAGUUUGAGCAUGUUGAUCGGCCCUUUUCUCAUGGACACGUGAAUGAAGUUGUCCUGCAAGCUGGAGAUCUCCUGUACCUUCCUACCUACUGGUUUCAUUUCAUUGUAUCACUCAAUAUGAAUUAUCAAUGCAAUUCACGAUCAGGAGUCUCCCAUGAAUAUGAUGGUUUCAUUGCUGAUUGCGGAUUUGGGGCUUCCACAAAAGGAAAGUAGGGUCGACAUCAAUAGAAGCAACAAGAACGACACAACCACAUUGGCGGUGGUUUAGUUUUAGGUUUUCACUGCUGUACCUUAGCUGCAAAGAUACAGAGCGAUGCCGUAUGUAACUAGCUAGGAAACAAGUUUGGUAGUUUG
This is a messenger RNA of Seminavis robusta, 1885 nucleotides long. The record is from the annotation of a GenBank genome assembly. NCBI's taxonomy places the organism in Eukaryota, Bacillariophyta, Bacillariophyceae, Naviculales, Naviculaceae.